Molecule: messenger RNA, 1800 nt
Organism: Photinus pyralis (common eastern firefly)
Lineage: Eukaryota; Metazoa; Arthropoda; Insecta; Coleoptera; Lampyridae
Product: SPRY domain-containing SOCS box protein 3
Exons: 5
Coding region: 88-1005 (305 amino acids)
Biological process (GO): proteasome-mediated ubiquitin-dependent protein catabolic process
Cellular component (GO): SCF ubiquitin ligase complex
Molecular function (GO): protein binding
Source: RefSeq, a predicted model, not a curated record
UGCUGUUGUCGUUAUCGCAAAAAAAUACAAAACAACAGUCAACCACAUAUGUUGUACUUGUCCUUGCUUUUAAGGUGCUCUAAUUAAAUGUCCAUGAUAUCAUAUUAUUUUGCAAAGGAUGCUGAUGUCUCUGGUUCUUGGUGCAGAUGCGUAAACAGCUUGCCGAAGAGAGACCGAAACUUUCAUAGCGUUUUACAAUGCAAAUGUGGCGAAGAGAAACCAAUACACAAGUGGAAUUGGGAAGUUGACUCUCAGUUAUCUAUCCCUAACGUUGUCUUAUCCAAUAACAAUCUCGAUGUUCUAUUCCAUCCGACGUACAGUUCGGGUACGGCUGCCGUUAAGGGCAACCUUCCCUUGCAACAAAACGUUCACCACUACUGGGAGAUUAAGAUAUUAACCAAUCUUUACGGGACCGACGUUAUGAUCGGGGUGGGCACUUCGAGAAUGGUCUUGUCCGAAUGGCAGUUGCGAUUUUCUAGUAUGUUAGGCUGCAAUAGGGAGUCCUGGGGUUUUUCGUACACCGGUUUCAUUCAGCAUAACUGUCUCACUCGAUCUUACGGUUCCUGUUUUACAAUGGGUAGUUUAAUUGGUGUAUACCUUGAUAUGUGGACUGGUACUUUACAUUACUACUUGAAUCGGAGACCUUUAGGAGUCGCAUUUACAAAUGUUAAAAAAUGCGACCUAUACCCCAUGGUUUGCUCAACGGCCGCUCAUUCCGCCAUGCGCAUCACGUGCUCAUUAUCCGAGCCACCGUCAUUGCAAAUAGACUGUCUAAAACUCAUUGCCAAAUAUCCGACGCUAGUCAGGCAAUUUUGGAGUAUUCCCGGUAUAGCGACAAUGUUGGAGAAGAAGUAUUUUUGGCUCAUUCCUCCACUGCCAGUAAAAAGCGAGUGCAAGUUGGAAUUGGAGGAUGAGUGUGUGUUGUCGACCAAAUUGAUCAAUCAGCAUUACGAAUUACAAAUGCGGAGGAGAAUGGAUUAUUUGAGGAAUUAUUUAGUUUCCUAAAACUACCAGGGGCGUUCAGAAAGUAAGGGGAAUUAUUAUAGUUCGUGACUUGGGUUUGAAGAGGAAAGUAUUUUUUUAUUAUGUUCCUGAAGGAUGAUAAAAUUAAGGAGAAGGAAGCAGUGAGGAGUGAUCGUAAAGUGAAGCCCAAAUUAGUUUGUUGUUUUACGGAAAUCUAACCUAUAAUUACCUGUGAAAUGAUAUUCCUUGGUGUGUUUUUUGGCUAUCACUUCCGUGCACUACAAUGUACCAUUGUCCAAUAAUGUUAUUAAUCGCACACUACGAGACUUGAAGGAUCGCAUAAACACGAAAAUGCAAAAAAGUAAACAAACUUUGUGUCCGAAAAUAUGGCCGCCACAGGCUUCAACGCACAGCAUGGCUCCUGAUAGGAUAUUAUCAGUCCCCUUUCUUAGUGGAUAAAAUGUUCAGCUGCAUUUAUUCUUUACUACUGGUAGCUUAGACGUGCUUUUAUGAACUCGACGAUUUUUAUUUGUUAAAGAAAAUGCAUCAACAUAUUUGUAUCACAUUUUGCUUAAAAAAGAUGAAAUAAAGUGCAACAAAGUGUGUGAAAUGUCAACAAUAAAGGCCUAUGGUGAGUCUGCUAUGAGAAAAACAAAGAUAAUAUAAUCGUUUCCAUCAAGAUGGUGUAAGAACACCAAGAAUUAAAUAGAACAAUGAAGUAAAUUCAGAAACUAUGGUCUCUUAGUAACCGAGCGCCCAAAUUAAAACGCUUCCAGAUACAGUGUUCAGCAAAGCUGUUUCACUUCACAAAUAUACGGUGUGGUCAUAACUUCGGGU